CUCCUAACAUCAGCGCCAUCAGCGGUGAAUAGUGUGAGUUGUCAGUGUAGACAAUAUUUUCACAUAACCUCACACAAUGAGGAUGUUUUUCCGGUGCUGUUUUCUCGUUUUUCUCCUGCUGGAACUCACCCAGGCGGGUCCAGAGGAGAAGGAAGGCGUUAAGUACGCGGACAAAUGUGAAGCUUGCAAGAUUUUAGCCACAGAACUGCAGGGACGUCUGACGGAAACAGGAAAAUCUCAUGACGUCAUAGAGAUUGGAUACUCCGUGGAUGACGUAAAGCCAAAGAAGAGAACGUCGUACAGGAGAAGCGAACUGCGCCUUCUGGAAUCUCUGGAGAAUGUCUGCGAGAGAAUCUUGGAGUACAACAUUCACAAAGAGCGAGAGGACAGCACGAGAUUUGCCAAGGGAAUGUCGCAGACCUUCAAGACACUCCAUGGACUUGUAGACAAAGGCGUGAAGGUGGACUUGGGCAUUCCCCUCGAGCUGUGGGACAAGCCAUCGGCAGAGAUAACCAAUCUCAAGACACAGUGCGAGAGUCUUCUUGAGGAGUACGAGGGCGUAAUCGAGUCCUGGUACUUCAAGCAUCAGGACAAUGUGCCAUUGAUGCAGUAUCUCUGUGAGGAGCGAGCCCUGGUGGGACAGAAUCACAAAUGCCUCUAUGAGGUCCGUCAGCAGAAGGGCGACACUGGUGAAAAGGACGAAUUGUGAUCCGAAGUAGAGUAAAUUGACUGAUCUUAU
Messenger RNA from Phlebotomus argentipes, 739 nucleotides. It is a transcript of the gene CNPYb, whose product is annotated as protein canopy homolog 4. The transcript is spliced from 2 exons. Gene Ontology annotation, cellular component: endomembrane system. Lineage: Eukaryota; Metazoa; Arthropoda; Insecta; Diptera; Psychodidae. The record is from RefSeq and is a predicted model, not a curated record. Gene Ontology annotation, molecular function: signaling receptor binding. Bases 77 to 709 code for a protein of 210 amino acids.